AUGGUUCAGGUCAUCCUACCCGCGCUGAUUCCCGACAUUCGUCGUGUCUAUGACAUCUACUUCGCCGCAUUUGAGCACGACCUGAUGGGUCGCUUGAUGCUCAAGAUCCUCUUCCCAGGUAUCCUCGACGAUGGGUUCCGGGACGCUCACGCAGCGGGCACCUUGCAGUACUGGCACAGCAGCGAGAGUCAGUACACCCUCAAGUGUGUCGAUACGGAGACCGGCGAUAUCAUCGGUAUGGGGCUGGGCGAUCUCUACCUGAAAGAGCGAACCCCGGAGGAGCGACAGAACCAUGGCGUGCCCUGGCUCCAAGGCGAGCAGCGCGAGCGAGCCGAGAAAAUCCUCAACCCCCUGUGGGAGGUGAGGGAGAGACUCUUCGGCGGCCGACCCUACAUCUACGUUCACGUUAUCGCGGUUGACCCCAAGCACCAAGGGCGCAAAGCCGGGGCUCUGUUGGUGCAGUGGGGCAUUCAGAUGGGCGAGCUGGCGGGUCUGCCCGUUUACUUCGAGUCUUCGCCGUCAACGGUGAACCUAUACAAGAAGAUGGGGUUCGAGGUGCUGCCCGAGAAGAUUGUCCACAAAGCCGAGGUUCUGGGAACCGAGUCGGACAUCGAGGUGCCCUUGAUGGUGAAACUGCCCUCGUCCGCAAAGGGUAUGACCUUUGACGAGUGGCGUCGCCAAGGGGCCAGUGAUGUGGCGGCUCCGAGCAACGCGACGGAUGGAGUUGUGCAUGCACCGCAAAUUGUGGCUUGA
This is a messenger RNA of Purpureocillium lilacinum, 753 nucleotides long. RefSeq lists its product as uncharacterized. Lineage: Eukaryota; Fungi; Ascomycota; Sordariomycetes; Hypocreales; Ophiocordycipitaceae. The record is from RefSeq and is a predicted model, not a curated record. Gene Ontology annotation, molecular function: acyltransferase activity, transferring groups other than amino-acyl groups.